CAUACUGAAACAGUGAGACAGAUGGCUCCCUCAACUCUCACAGCUCUAGCAGAGGAGAAGACGCUUCAAUCAAGCUUCAUCAGGGAUGAAGAUGAACGUCCCAAAGUGGCCUACAACCAAUUCAGCAACGAGAUUCCUAUCAUUUCUUUAAAGGGUCUUGAUGACACUGACGGUGCAAGACCUGAAAUUUGUAAAAAGAUUGUGGAAGCCUGCGAAGACUGGGGGAUUUUCCAGGUUAUUGAUCAUGGGGUUGAUGACAAACUCAUUUCUGACAUGACCCGCCUCGCUAGAGAAUUCUUCGCUUUGCCACCUGAAGAGAAGCUCCGAUUCGAUAUGUCAGGCGGCAAGAAAGGGGGAUUUAUCGUCUCAAGCCAUCUACAGGGUGAAACUGUGCAAGACUGGCGUGAGAUUGUGACAUAUUUUUCCUAUCCAAUUCGGGCAAGGGAUUCCUCAAGGUGGCCAGACAAGCCAGAGGCAUGGAGGGCUGUGACAGAGAAAUAUAGCGAGAAGUUGAUGGAGCUGGCCUGUAAACUGUUGGAGGUAUUAUCAGAGGCAAUGGGAUUGGAAAAGGAAGCCUUAACUAAUGCAUGUGUGGACAUGGACCAAAAAGUUGUGGUGAACUUUUACCCAAAGUGUCCACAGCCUGACCUCACAUUGGGCCUCAAACGCCACACCGACCCUGGAACCAUCACUCUCUUGUUACAAGACCAAGUUGGUGGACUUCAGGCCACCAGGGACGGUGGCAAGACCUGGAUUACCGUCCAGCCUGUUGAAGGUGCUUUUGUUGUUAACCUUGGUGACCAUGGCCAUUACUUGAGCAACGGGAGGUUCAAGAACGCAGAUCAUCAGGCUGUGGUAAACUCAAAUUGUAGCAGGUUGUCCAUAGCCACAUUUCAGAACCCGGCACCAGAGGCAACUGUGUAUCCACUGAAGAUCCGGGAGGGUGAGAAGGCGGUGCUUGAUGCUCCCAUGACCUUUUCAGAGAUGUACAGGAAGAAAAUGAGCAAGGACCUUGAGCUCGCGAGGCUGAAGAAGCUGGCCAAGGAGCAAGAGUUGCAAGCAGUUGAGAAAGCCAAGUUGGAGGCCAAGCCCAUUGAUGAGAUUUUUGCUUGAAACCUCCAUAGUUUGUUGUUUCACUACUAUUACUACUUGUUUGUGUUAUGCAUUCUCAAAAUUAGUGUUGUGGAUUUCAUGAAUAAGAAUGUAUGUUGCCAGAAGCAAAGCAUGAACUUUUAUUCAGAUUUCUCAAAGUAAUUUCCAAGA
Coffea arabica (coffee) is the source of this 1263-nucleotide messenger RNA. NCBI's taxonomy places the organism in Eukaryota, Viridiplantae, Streptophyta, Magnoliopsida, Gentianales, Rubiaceae. The record is from RefSeq and is a predicted model, not a curated record.